This is a messenger RNA of Cricetulus griseus (Chinese hamster), 3196 nucleotides long. Lineage: Eukaryota; Metazoa; Chordata; Mammalia; Rodentia; Cricetidae. The record is from RefSeq and is a predicted model, not a curated record.
GUAGAAAUGAUGGAAGAAUUGCAUAGCCUGGACCCACGAAGGCAGGAAUUAUUGGAGGCCAGGUUCACUGGAGUUGGUGUUAGUAAGGGGCCACUCAACAGUGAGUCUUCCAACCAGAGUUUGUGCAGCGUGGGGUCCUUGAGUGAUAAAGAAGUAGAGACUCCUGAGAAAAAGCAGAAUGACCAGCGAAAUCGGAAAAGAAAAGCUGAACCAUAUGAAACUAGCCAAGGGAAAGGCACUCCUAGGGGACAUAAAAUUAGUGAUUACUUUGAGCAUGGUGCUGCUUUGAAUUAUUCAUAUCCAUUUUUCCCUGUUGGCCAGUUUGCUGGGGGAAGCGGGCCAGGAACCAGCCCUGGCAGAAGUGUUCCACCAGUUGCACGAUCCUCACCGCAACAUUCCUUAUCCAAUCCCUUACCGCGUCGAGUAGAACAGCCCCUGUAUGGUUUAGAUGGCAGUGCUGCAAAGGAGGCCUCAGAAGAGCAGUCUGCUCUGCCAACCCUCAUGUCAGUGAUGCUAGCAAAACCUCGCCUUGACACAGAGCAGUUAGCACCACGGGGAGCUGGCCUCUGCUUCACCUUUGUCUCUGCUCAGCAAAACAGUCCUUCUUCUACGGGUUCUGGCAAUACAGAACAUUCUUGCAGCUCCCAAAAACAGAUCUCCAUCCAGCACAGACAGACCCAGUCUGACCUCACAAUAGAAAAAAUAUCUGCACUAGAAAACAGUAAGAACUCUGACUUAGAGAAGAAGGAAGGAAGAAUAGAUGAUUUGUUAAGAGCCAACUGUGAUUUGAGACGGCAGAUAGAUGAACAGCAGAAGAUGCUAGAGAAAUACAAGGAGCGAUUAAACAGAUGUGUCACCAUGAGCAAGAAGCUUCUUAUAGAAAAGUCAAAACAAGAGAAGAUGGCAUGCAGAGAUAAGAGCAUGCAGGACCGACUGCGAUUGGGCCACUUUACUACUGUCCGGCAUGGCGCCUCUUUUACUGAACAGUGGACAGAUGGCUAUGCCUUCCAAAACCUCAUCAAGCAACAAGAAAGGAUAAAUUCACAGAGAGAAGAGAUAGAAAGACAACGGAAAAUGUUAGCAAAACGGAAACCCCCUGCCAUGGGUCAGGCUCCUCCAGCAACCAAUGAACAGAAACAACGGAAAAGCAAGACCAACGGAGCUGAAAAUGAAACGUUAACCUUAGCAGAAUACCAUGAACAAGAAGAAAUCUUCAAACUCAGAUUAGGUCAUCUUAAGAAAGAAGAAGCAGAAAUCCAGGCAGAGCUGGAAAGGCUAGAAAGGGUUAGAAAUCUACAUAUCAGGGAAUUAAAAAGGAUACAUAAUGAAGAUAAUUCACAAUUUAAGGAUCAUCCAACGCUAAAUGACAGAUACUUGUUGUUACAUCUUUUGGGUAGAGGAGGUUUCAGUGAAGUUUACAAGGCAUUUGACCUAACAGAGCAAAGAUAUGUAGCUGUGAAAAUUCACCAGUUAAAUAAAAACUGGAGAGAUGAGAAAAAGGAGAAUUACCACAAGCAUGCAUGUAGGGAAUACCGGAUUCACAAAGAACUGGACCAUCCCAGAAUAGUGAAGCUGUAUGAUUACUUCUCGCUGGACACCGACUCGUUUUGUACAGUAUUAGAAUACUGUGAAGGAAAUGAUCUGGACUUCUACCUGAAACAGCACAAAUUAAUGUCGGAGAAAGAGGCCCGAUCCAUUAUUAUGCAGAUUGUGAAUGCUUUAAAGUACUUAAAUGAAAUAAAACCUCCCAUCAUACACUAUGACCUCAAACCAGGUAAUAUCCUUUUAGUAAAUGGUACAGCAUGUGGAGAGAUAAAAAUUACAGAUUUUGGUCUUUCCAAGAUCAUGGAUGAUGAUAGCUACAAUUCAGUGGAUGGUAUGGAACUGACGUCACAAGGUGCUGGUACUUACUGGUAUUUACCACCAGAGUGUUUUGUGGUUGGGAAAGAGCCACCAAAGAUCUCAAAUAAAGUUGACGUCUGGUCAGUGGGUGUGAUCUUCUACCAGUGUCUUUAUGGGAGGAAGCCUUUUGGCCAUAACCAGUCCCAGCAAGAUAUUCUACAAGAGAAUACUAUUCUUAAAGCUACUGAAGUACAGUUCCCGCCAAAGCCAGUAGUUACACCUGAAGCAAAGGCAUUUAUCCGGCGAUGCUUGGCCUAUCGAAAGGAGGACCGUAUCGAUGUCCAGCAGCUGGCCUGUGACCCCUACUUGUUGCCUCACAUCCGAAAGUCAGUCUCUACAAGUAGCCCUGCUGGAGCUGCUAUUGCAUCAACCUCUGGGGCGUCCAAUAACAGUUCUUCGAAUUGAGACCAACUCCAAGGCCACAGACUGUUUAGCACAGAGUGGACACAUGGCAUCAGCAGUGGGUUUGGAACAGUGAAUCCGAAUGGAUCUCAUGAAACCUGUACCAGGUGCUUUUCUUUUCUUGCUUUUUCCCAUCCAUAGAGCAUGACAGCAUCGAUUCUCAUUGAGGAGAAGCCUUGGGCAGCUCUGGCCAGGCCUCAUAGGAGAAGACCCCGCCCGGGGUCCGGCGUCAACGGUCACUGUGUGUGGCUGCUCUGAGUGAGGAAAAAAUUAAAAAGAAAAAACUGGUUCCAUGUACUGUGAACUUGAAAACAUGCAGACUCAGGGGAUUCCCUGAUGCAGUGCUUCAGAUGAAGAAUGUGGACUUGAAAAUACAGACUGGGCUAGUCCAGUGUCUAUAUUUAAACUUGCUCUUUUCUUUUAAUAAAGUUUAGGUACCAUCUCCUGAAAAGCUUGUAGCACAGAGGCUCAGCUGGGGAUGGUGUUUGACUUCGGAGGAAAAAGUUGCUAUCGCCCAUUAAAGGCACUAGAGUUAGUGUUCUAUCCCGAAAUAAUUUCAGUUUUUAAAAACAUGCAGCUUCCCUCACCCCUUUUUUAUUUUUGAAAGAUUACAUUUGGUCAUAAAGUGAAACCCGUAUUAGCAAGUACGUGGCAAUGUUCAUUCCAGUCAGAGGCAGCUCCUGCCCUCUGGUCUCCCGCUGACGGAUCUUUCCCUCACGGGAGCUCUGAGAUGCCUGGGCUUUGCCAUCCGACGAAGAAUGAGGUUAGAAGACUGCAGCUGGAGGCUCUCGAGGUUUUCAGAUAUUUCUUCACAAUUUGAACACUUGACGGUUGUCCCUUUUAAUUUAUUUGAAGUGCUAUUUUUUUAAAUAAAGGUUCAUCUGUCCAUGCA